Molecule: messenger RNA, 3796 nt
Organism: Clupea harengus (Atlantic herring)
Lineage: Eukaryota; Metazoa; Chordata; Actinopteri; Clupeiformes; Clupeidae
Gene: tlk2
Product: tousled-like kinase 2
Biological process (GO): chromosome segregation; intracellular signal transduction; peptidyl-serine phosphorylation
Cellular component (GO): perinuclear region of cytoplasm; nucleus
Molecular function (GO): protein serine/threonine kinase activity; ATP binding
Source: RefSeq, a predicted model, not a curated record
AAAAAUCAUGAGAACCGAACCGAAUCGAUCCGGAUUAAACUGAACUGAUUCAAACGGGAUCACUUCCAGGCUAGACCACUGACUGAUGCGCAAGAGGUGAGCUCGUCGGAACCGCUGUCUGCAAGUUAAAUUAGCUAUUCGCUGGAUGGACUGAGCUUGACACCAACUGGGAAUAAAAUGACAAAAAUGUUCUUGUCGGAGCCGUGAUUCAUGAAACAGGUGAAGUUCAUUGUCUGGUAUGGUCGACGGCAAAAUACAAUGGAUGUCUAAGGAAAAAACGUAAGAAACCUCAAACCCCUGGGAUCUGAGCUGGCCAAAGCUCUGUUGAGGUGGGUUGGGGACGUAACUUUCUCAUAGGCCCUGGAGGUUUGUAAGCCUCCGCUCGUCUGUGGAACUCUGAGGUGGCGAACUACUGCCUUCGUCGGGUGUCUUCUUAGGCGAGAGACGGGGAUUCGGAUGAGGCCUUGUCUGGGAAUGUAGUAGCCAAGAAAGGUGAGACGGGAGACGAGGGAAGAAUAAUCGAGGAUAAACCAAAGGUGCUUGCGGGAAAAAAAAACGUUUGCCGCAGCCAUGAUGGAAGAACUGCACAGUCUGGAUCCACGACGCCAGGAGCUACUAGAGGCCCGCUUCACUGGGGUUGGAGUUGCCAGGGGCUCUGGACAAAAUGAGUCAUCCAAUCAGAGUCUUUGCAGCAUCGGGUCGCUCAGUGAUAAAGAGCUGGAGACUCCUGAAAAAAAACCGAAUGAUCAGAGGACCCGGAAGAGGAAAGGAGACAUGUUUGACAACCAAGGGAAAGGGACACGAGGUCUCAAGAUUAGUGAUUAUUUUGAGUUUGCAGGUGGCAGCGGGACUGGUACCAGUCCAGCUAGGUGUAUUCCCCCCGUGGUUCGAUCAUCCCCACAGCACUCGCUCUCGAACCCCCCUGCUGCUGUGCAGCAGGGCAGUCCAUCCUCCUUAGGCUCCUUAGGCUUAAAUACAGAGCACUCCAUAAUAAUCUCCCACUCUCAGCACAGAGCAACACAGUCUGACCUGACCAUGGAGAAGCUGGCCGCCCUGGAGAGCAGCAAGAGCUCAGACCUGGAGAAGAAGGAGGGGCGCAUUGAUGACCUGCUCAGGGUAAACUGUGAUUUGCGGAGGCAGAUUGAUGAGCAGCAAAGGAUGCUGGAACGCUGCAAAGAACGUCUGAACAAGUGUGUGACCAUGAGUAAAAAACUGCUCAUAGAAAAGUCCAAGCAGGAGAAGAUAUCGUGCCGGGAGAAGAGCAUGCAGGACCGGCUGCGUUUGGGCCACUUCACCACCGUCAGACACGGAGCCUCCUUCACAGAGCAGUGGACUGACGGCUACGCCUUCCAGAACCUCGUCAAGCAGCAGGAGCGGGUGAACUCUCAGAGGGAGGACAUCGAGAGGCAGAGGAAGCAGCUGGCCAAGAGGAAACCUCCCAGUGUGUCCCAGACUCCGCCCCCUAGCCUGGAGCCCAACAAGCGCAAGAGCAAAAGCAACGGAGCGGAGAAUGAAAUGUUAUCACUAGCAGAGUAUCACGAGCAAGAGGAGAUUUACAAACUACGCCUCGGACACUUAAAGAAGGAGGAGGCGGAAAUUCAAGCAGAACUGGAACGAUUGGAGCGCGUGCGGAACCUUCACAUCCGCGAGCUGAAGCGAAUCCACAAUGAAGACAAUUCUCAGUUUAAAGACCAACCCACGUUGAAUGACCGCUACCUGCUCUUGCACCUACUGGGGCGAGGAGGCUUCAGUGAAGUCUAUAAGGCCUUUGAUCUCACGGAGCAGAGGUAUGUUGCCGUAAAAAUCCACCAGCUCAACAAGAACUGGAGAGAUGAGAAGAAGGAGAACUACCACAAACAUGCCUGUCGGGAAUACAGAAUUCACAAGGAACUGGACCACCCAAGAAUAGUCAAACUAUAUGAUUACUUCUCCCUGGAUACAGACUCGUUCUGUACGGUUCUGGACUUCUGCGAGGGGAACGACCUGGACUUCUACCUGAAGCAGCACAAACUGAUGUCGGAAAAAGAGGGCCGCUCCAUCAUCAUGCAAGUGGUCAACGCGCUCAAGUACCUGAACGAGAUCCGACCUCCCAUUAUCCACUACGACCUGAAGCCAGGUAACAUCCUCCUGGUGAAUGGAACUGCCUGCGGAGAGAUUAAGAUCACCGACUUUGGCCUCUCGAAGAUCAUGGACGACGACAACUACGGAGUGGACGGCAUGGAGCUGACGUCACAGGGAGCCGGCACCUACUGGUACUUGCCACCGGAAUGUUUUGUGGUGGGAAAGGAACCACCUAAAAUUUCCAACAAGGUGGAUGUCUGGUCGGUUGGAGUCAUAUUCUACCAGUGCCUCUAUGGGAAAAAGCCGUUUGGACAUAAUCAGUCUCAGCAGGACAUCCUGCAAGAGAACACCAUUCUGAAGGCCACAGAAGUCCAGUUCCCACCCAAACCAGGCGUUUCUCCAGAAGCCAAGGCCUUCAUCCGCCGCUGUCUCAUCUACCGCAAGGAGGACCGCAUCGACGUUCACCAGUUGGCCUGCGAUGCCUUCCUUCUGCCCCAUAUCCGGAAGUCAGUAGCCAGCACUGGGAACUCUGGGACAGCAUUACCCUCCACAAGUAGCUCCUCCAACAGCAGCGCUUCAAACUGAGCCCGCAUUCUGCUCUGAUUGGUUAAGACAGGAAGGGGCGGGGGUUGGCUCUGUAUUAACCCUGCCCCUUCUAUGUGAUGUCCUACCUUGAGGACCACAGCCUCUAGAGAAAGAAAGAGAGCAAGAGAGAGAGAUAGAUAGAGGAGAGGUGAAGAAUGAUCAGGUGACUGACCAGGCCUCGUGUCUCCUCUACUCCUCUCUCUGUUAAUAGCGGGCGGGCUGCGAGGUGCGGUCGGCCUCUUGUUUACUCCCCUCCUGUAGAGAGUUGGGGACGGAGGGAGAAGAGAACGAGAGAGGAUGUGGCAAGAGAAGGUCUCUUCUCUCCGGAAAUGGGGCAUAUGGAACGAGACAGAAAAAUGGACUGAAUUUCUGCCACUGGGGACAGACUCUGUUGUAUGCCCUACACCCCACUAAGAACACACACACACACACACACACACAUAUAUUUACAUACUCACACACUUUCAGGCAAGCGAAUAAAUGUUUCAUCUAAACGAAUGGAAACCUUUUCAAUGUAUUUGAGCUUAGGGAAAUUCCCCCUACAUGAAUAGGUGAGCCCCCAUUUUAAGUCUCUCUGGGUGAAUUUGGCCAGCAGGUGUGGGCUUUCCCUGCAGUUCAACGUGCUUGGUUAGCCUGUGUUUAGUGGAACCAUGCUGCUGGUCAUUGUUCCCUAAUGCCCCUCCUCCUCUCUCUGACCUUGACCAAAGCUGAAUAUGACCAUUGGGUGGUGCUGUUUCACCCCAGAAGUUUGCUUAAAUACAAUAUGCUCUUCUCUUUGUUUUUUCUCUCCAAGUCUUAAAAGUAUUUUUUAUCAUUUUAGUGGAGACUAACCGAUGGCCCAAGCUAUAUUGGAAUUAAUAAUUUAUGUUGAAAUUUAACCCAUUUUUUUUAAUGGAGAUGAAUCUAGUUUUUUAUAUAAAUAUAUAUAAGUAUAUAUCUUGGUCUUUUACUUACAUUACGUUACUUGACUUGACGUACACACAAACAUACAUACCGUACACACACGCACUUACCCAACCAUACACACAUAUUUAUUUAGGUAUGUUUUAAUUGAUGAUUUCUGGCCCUUGAGUAAGGGCUGCUGUAUCUGUACUGUGAGUGGGUGUAGGGCCUCAUGCAGAGAUCAUUAAAUAUUAUUGGUUAUAAUGCA